CCAAAAGGCGUCCUGGGAAGGAUUUAGAAUCUACCUAGGAAUUUGCCGUCCAUCCAUCCAUCUCUACUCUUAUAAACCGCCAAGAUAGAUACCAAGAUACUUUGCAUUAGACUUAGACCAAGGAACUUCCUACUAGAAUACUCUAAAUAACACUACAUACCUACUAUGCAGCGUAUUACUCCAAGCGUUUCCCAAGACUUCUAGGUUAGCUCGCGCUAUGUUCGAAACGCCCAUGCUUGUUUCGAGCACAGUCACAAUAGGCUUGGUUCUGCGACGCUCAGUCCUAAAUAUCGUUUUACUACCGCCGUUGGGCAUGCGGAAGUUAAAUUUGCUAGGCGUACUUUAUUGUUUUACAAUUCGUGCAACUACUAAUUUCAAUCCGGCAGCAUUUACACAACGGCAAUUAGCUUCAUUAUCCUGCUAAUUUCGGAUUCCUAACCGAUGAACUAGAAUAGAUUCUAGGUACCUGCGCUCCUUUCGAAAACUCCCGAUCCGGAGAUAGUAACUAUGGAAUACGUGCUAGAGAAACCUCAUGGUACACGUCGCCUAUUCGAGCUGCUGACACUAAAGGCUCUCGUAGCUUUUGGCACGACGAAAGCUCUUCGCGGAAUUUUGAGGCUUCUUCCGCAGAUCGCGGUUGGCACUACUAUAUUACUAUUCGGGUCAUACCUAUGGUCCUCGCACUUUGCUAGUGUCACUACAAAUCCUGGUUACCGCAGGGUCACAUUCGAGACUGCUGGGGCUGCAAGAGGGGAUGUAGGCGGCCGUGGACUAAGGAUUGUAGUGUUUGGGGGUGGGGAUGUUGCCACGCCAAAUCGGGUAUCGUGGAGAGUUGAUGGACCUACCUCGGCUUGGACGGAUAUCCUUUGCCUACAGUUGAAUUGUAACCCUUAUCUUUCAUAUGUGCCACUCACAGACAGUGACGAAGGUGCUUUCGUAUCGAAUUCAUUAUUCGAGGCUGCUCUAGCUCGUACAUCAGCGGGAGAUGAUGACACCACUGCACGGCUUGAUUACUCCUGGCUAGCCCAGAACUAUCCAGUUCCAUCCCAUAAAGAUCUUCUUCAUCAAGUUGAGGCUUUCCUUGCCAGUCCUCUUCCUCGAAGCCCACCUCGAGAGACGCUGUGGGUUUUCAAUAUCGGGUUCUGGGAUAUAUGGAGCUUAUCAGCAUUGCCUCUCAAGGUCGCUACACGACUCAUAGAGACUCAAGCACAACAUGUUCUCUCGCAGAUAGAAUUACUCUACGAGGAAUCACAUAAGAACGAUUCAGUUGCUUUCUCAGACUAUUAUAACAGCAUGGGUUCGAGUCCCAUGCACAUCACUAACAAGGACCCCUUACCUGGAGUCCCUUUCCGCGUAUUUAUACCGAAACCAUUCGAUGUAUCCAUGACGCCUGGCUUUGAAAAUGCCCGUUUCGCACCUCCGCCGCCACACGUCAAGGCCGAACAGAUGCGUAACGCGGCGUUUCUUACCAAGCACUGGGAUAAGGUAAUUCAGAACAUGCUCAAAGAGUGGAUAACUCUUCCGGACUUGGUGGAAAAGAGCGCGAAUAUAAAUGGGGUUCCCAUGCCGUCUGCCCGCCGUGAAGCUAUAUCAUAUGAUAUCUCUAGCUAUAUCCAGGAACUUAUUGCCGAAAACCAGCUGCGGAGCGCGGAUCUCGUCGAUCAUCAUGCGCUUGAGUCCGUAGCAAUGACUGAGGGGUAUACAGAAGUAUCGAAGCCUUGUGUUCAGAGGAACUAUGUUUUUGGCGGGAAUAGCAGUGGCACCGAAAACGCGACGGAAAAUGAUGGGUGGACUGUGUGCGAUGCACCUGAUGAGCAUCUAUUCCAGACCGAAUUCACAGUCAACCGACGGACCAUUUUCGAAGUUGGCAAACGGGCUGCUAAGCUAUUGAAACGACACAUGGAGAUGGACGCAGAGUGGGUUAAGAAGGCUCAGCUACCACUGUCCUCUCUGCGUAGAGGAGCUGAUGGAGAACCUCAGACUCAAGACUUUUAGAUAUGGUGCAAUGAUUUACUCAGGUUAGGUGGUUAUUCAAGGUAGUGGAUGAUACAUUUGCUUUUCUAAUUUGCUUUUUUUUCAUUAAAGGGGGGUGGCACCUGAGUUGUUUUGUCCUAGCAACUGAAUAACGCACACCCAGAAAGAUGUAGUCAUAAUAUUCCUAGUUGAUGCACACAGUAUUACUCCUAUCCUUUGAAAAAUGUAUAAACGU
Molecule: messenger RNA, 2209 nt
Organism: Annulohypoxylon truncatum
Lineage: Eukaryota; Fungi; Ascomycota; Sordariomycetes; Xylariales; Hypoxylaceae
Exons: 4
Coding region: 508-1995 (495 amino acids)
Source: RefSeq, a predicted model, not a curated record